This is a messenger RNA of Propithecus coquereli (Coquerel's sifaka), 3720 nucleotides long. It is a transcript of the gene POLD3, whose product is annotated as polymerase (DNA-directed), delta 3, accessory subunit. Gene Ontology annotation, biological process: DNA replication; DNA synthesis involved in UV-damage excision repair; DNA strand elongation involved in DNA replication. Gene Ontology annotation, molecular function: DNA-directed DNA polymerase activity. The record is from RefSeq and is a predicted model, not a curated record. The transcript has 11 exons. Bases 200 to 1423 code for a protein of 407 amino acids. NCBI's taxonomy places the organism in Eukaryota, Metazoa, Chordata, Mammalia, Primates, Indriidae. Gene Ontology annotation, cellular component: delta DNA polymerase complex; nucleus.
CGUUGCCUCCGUUGCCGUGGGAAACGACCCCGGACGUGGGAGGGAGCAAAGACGUUUCCCGCCGGCGGGAGCUGCGGCUGUGGCUGAGAGAGGGGCUCAGAGGCGGCGGGUUCCAGCGCUGCAGCACCAUGGCGGACCAGCUUUAUUUGGAAAAUAUAGACGAGUUCGUCACGGACCAAAACAAGAUCGUGACAUACAAAUGGCUGAGCUAUACACUAGGGGUUCAUGUAAACCAGGCCAAACAUGCCACAAGGUCGCAGUAGUGAGAGAAGAUAAAUUGGAAGCAGUGAAGUCCAAGCUAGCUGUGACUGCCAGCAUCCAUGUGUACAGCAUCCAGAAAGCCAUGCUAAAGGACAGUGGGCCUCUGUUCAAUACUGACUAUGACAUCCUUAAAAGCAACUUGCAGAACUGUAGCAAGUUUAGUGCCAUACAAUGUGCAGCUGCAGUCCCUAGAGCUCCUGCUGAAUCCUCAUCUUCCAAAAAGUUUGAGCAGUCACACCUUCAGGUGUCAAGUGAGAUGCAAGCCAACAAUGAGCUCACAAUCAAUGGUCAUGGCCCACCUGCCUCCAAACAGAUUUCCCAGCAGCCCAAAGGGAUUAUGGGAAUGUUUGCCUCUAAAGCUGCUACUAAAACCCAAGAAACCAACAAGGAAACUAAAACAGAGGCUAAAGAAGUAACAAAUGCAUCUUCGGCAGGCAGCAAGGCACCAGGGAAAGGGAAUGUGCUGAGCAAUUUUUUUGGAAAAGCUGCUAUGAAUAAACUUAAAGUCAAUUUGGAUUCAGAACAAGCAGUGAAAGAAGAAAAAAUAGUGGAGCAACCUCCAGAGUCUGUCACUGAACCAAAGCUGGCAGCUCCUGCAGGCCUGAAGAAAUCCAGCAAAAAAGCAGAGCCUGUUAAGAUGCAGCAGAAGGAAAAAAAAAGAGGGAAGAGAGUAGAGUUAUCUGAUGAUGAGACAAAGGAAACUGAAAAUAUGAAGAAAAAAAGGAGAAGAAUCAAACUUCCUGAGUCUGACAGCAGUGAAGAUGAAGUCUUCCCAGACUCUCCUGGGGCUUCUGAAGCUGAGUCACCAUCCCUCCCUCCUCCUGUAUCUCCACCUCUUGAACCAGUGCCAAAGACUGAUUCCGAACCUCCUUCCAUCAAGAGCUCAAGUGGAGAAAACAAAAGAAAACGAAAACGUGUACUGAAAUCUAAAACUUUUGUGGAUACAGAUGGCUCUAUGGUGACUGAAAAAUUCUACGAGAGUGAAUCCUGCACAGAUAGUGAAGAGGAGCUUAAGAUGAAGACAUCCUCUGUACACAGACCCUCAGCCAUGCCUGUGAAAAAAGAACCCAAAGAGGAACGAAAGGGCCCCAAGAAAGGGACUGCUGCUCUGGGCAAAGGCAACAGACAAGUGUCUAUUACUGGCUUCUUCCACAGGAAAUGAACUGCCAUCUCUGGUAGGUCAGAGACUUGGAGUGGUCAAGGGAGAAGACCAAGAAGUAUAGACUCUCUCACUUACUGUGUAAGUUCAUCUAGAUGCUCACCUCACCUGUAUCAAAAGACUGUUCUUUCAUCUUGUGAGGUUUAUACUAUUUCUGGUUUUUAACCAAAAGGAAAUCACCUGGAAGCAGGAGGCAAAAGAAUAUUUUAAAAGCUGUAACCUUCUAAUGACAUUUUUAAAGCACAAUCUUUGACCUGUCCAGAAGAAUUUAUUCCAAAAUUAAACUGGAACAGGUUUCAGAAUUAUCACAGAAGCCAUUUAGUGGCUAAUCCACUGUGCCCCACUCACCCUAUCCCCUGAUCUGUAUAUGGUGCAGGAAGUAUUCCUUCUUGUUCCUUUAUACUCUGUGAACUUGUGUGGGUAUUUUUUACCCCUGAAUUCUACUGGAUGUGUUUACUACUCCCCCUGUCCUCCUAUCUUCUGUUCUCUACACUUCUGUCCCCCAACCCCAUGAAGCUGUUUUCUGUAAGUCUUUUAAAUCUUGGUUAGACUAAAGGCUGAAACAAAAAUCUCCCUGUAAUCCUCUUUCUCUAUCAUACAGUGCACUGACACCUGGCUACAGACCAGGACAUUGCUUUUGUUCUGCCCCUUUCACAAAAGUUCUCUAGACCUUCACUCGCAAUUAGUGGUUAGGGAAAAGCCUCAGGCAGAACACAAAUAGAAAUUUAAUAAUGUAUUCAACUCCACCAGAAAUUACUUAGUCAGCAUGGAUGAUAUUAGAGGAGUUGUCAUGUUGCUGACACAGAAUGUACUUUAUACUGCUCUGUGUGGUUUGUUGGUCUCCCCCCUUCUCACUCUCAAAACCUAGAGAGUGAAACCUAUACAAUGAGAUGAAGUCUAAAAAGAGAAAUCCCUUCCUUCAUACAGUGUACAACAGUUACAUAAAAUUUCUCCUUCUCAAGAAAAUGGAAUGUUCAGAAACAGCAGUUUUCCAGGAAGUUAAUAAGGAAGAUAGGACACACAUUUGUGCAUAGAUGUUGUUCCUUUGUAUUUUUACCUCCCCCAUUUGCCUAAAAGUACAGGCUCUCCGAGAAGAGAUGGAGAGAUUGAAUCGUUAGUAGGUAUAAAUAGUAAAUAAACAUUUUUGCUUCUUACUUAUGGAAAAUCAUCUAUUCCAGUGGUAACUUUCAAGUGACUUCCAUUAUGGCUGGACAGGCAAGUGAGCUCAGUGGCUUGAGGUGGUGUUGCAGUGAUCUUGUACAGUGAGCUCUGGGGAAGGGAACAGGCUGGACUGCUGGUGUGACGCAUGCGUAACAGACAAGGAGUGUCUGACCUCCUUCCGCCUCAGCCUGGUGUAUGUCGUAAGUGAUGCAAUCAGCCAUCUCCUGUUUAAGGUUAGGAUUGUGACUGACCUUGGGAUUAACUCAAGCUUCUUUAGCAUGAAUUUGAUUAAGACCAGAGGUUUGGGAAAUGAAUCCUGGCAUUAUGUCUAGGACUUGAGAAGGAAGCAGCUUUGUAUAGCAAGCUGAGUAAAAAGUUGACGUAUUCCAAAACACUUUUUAAAAUGAAAAGGAUGGAGAGAAGGAUGGAAAGCCUGGACUCAAAACUUUACAAAAAACUUCUGGAGAGGAAUCCUUUUUAAAUGGUUAUUUUCGUCAUUGCCUGUAGUCAUUUUUCUAAAUAGUAAUGGAAAAUUAAAGAAAAAGCAACAAUCUUGUCUUUUUUUUUUAAAUUAUUAUGCUGGGAUCUCUAAUAAAACCGAAUUUGAACUGGAAAAAUCUGGUGCUGGUUGGAGUUCCAUUUUUCAAGGGAUAAUGCAGAUCCUAGGAUCUCUGUGCCCAAUUUGCUGCCUAAACUCUGCAAGGUUUGAGUGGUAGCUUUUUUUUGCUUUUUACAUAAUACUCUACCAUGUUAUCCACAUGAGUUAAAUAAAUGAGAAGUUGUUUUAAAACACUGCUUCAAACUGAAUGUCUGAUGAGUCUAUUAUUUGACAGGAUGACAGCAGUGUGUACAAUUUUUUAAACUCUGGGAACAAGGCUGGUUUUCCAUUUAUAUUGUUAAAACUGCAUACCCAUAGUCUGAGAUGCACAAGUUUAUUUGCUGCCUUCAUCAUUUUUUCGGCCCUGUGGGGAGUCUUACUUUCGGCCAACCUCAUUUCUUAGUUCAUUUAGAAGGAAAUCUAGUCCUGAUCUUGCACACUGUAUGAGUUUGGCUUCAUCACUUACUAUUAUAGCUAUAUGACCUUAGGCAAAUUUCUGAGCCUCAGAUUCUUUAUCAGAGUGGAGCUAAAAUGAAUUACC